This is a messenger RNA of Podospora anserina S mat+, 1407 nucleotides long. RefSeq lists its product as uncharacterized. The transcript is spliced from 3 exons. Bases 1 to 1407 code for a protein of 468 amino acids. The record is from RefSeq and is a predicted model, not a curated record. Gene Ontology annotation, biological process: sphingolipid metabolic process. Lineage: Eukaryota; Fungi; Ascomycota; Sordariomycetes; Sordariales; Podosporaceae. Gene Ontology annotation, molecular function: glucosylceramidase activity.
AUGUAUCCAACCGCCUUCCUUUCCAGUCUGCUCCUCCUUGGCGGCGCGUCUGCCUCGGAGCUGGAGUACAGACAGGCGUCAACAAUCACAGUCGAUCUCUCGCGCACGUUCCAGACAAUGGACGGCUUCGGAGCCUCGGAGGCUUUCCAACGAGCCGUGACCAUGAAACGGUUGGCGGAAGACCAACAGCGGAAGUUCCUCGAUCUCAUGUUUUCAACCACCAAGGGCGCGGGGUUGACUAUUCUGCGCAACGGUAUUGGUUCCAGUGUAGACAUGAGAGACGACUGGAUGGUGUCGAUCCAGCCCCGGAAUCCUGGUGGCCCUUCCGCUACGCCGAACUAUGUGUGGGAUGGGAGCGACAACGGUCAGGUCUGGGUAUCUCAGGAGGCGGUCAAGACCUACGGGCUCAAGACAAUCUAUGCCAAUGCCUGGAGUGCACCGGGGUACAUGAAGACCAACAACAACGAUGCCAACGGUGGGAGCCUUUGUGGUGUGUCAGGGGCAAGCUGUAGCAGCGGUGACUGGAAGCAGGCUUUUGCCAAUUAUCUGGUCCAGUAUGUCAAGUUCUAUCAGCAGGAAGGUGUCGAGAUUACCCAUUUGGGCUUCCUGAACGAGCCUGACUACACCUCAGGCACUCAGGCACAAGACUUCAUCAGGGUACUCAGGCCGACGCUCGACCGGAAUAACAUGACCCACAUCAUCAUCAACUGCUGCGAUACGAUGGGGUGGUCCGUCAUGAACAGUAUGCUCAACCAGAUGAGAUCUGUCGAGGGUUCCAUGGGUGUUGCGACUGGACACGCGUACACGUCCGGGCCUUCUUCACCUUUGUCGACCCAUAACAAUGGAGCCUGGACCAGCUCUUGGUACUCCAACGGCGGUGCCGGCGAGGGAUUGACGUGGGCUAACAACAUUUACGGUGCUAUCGUCAACGGUAAUGUGUCAGCCUAUCUGUACUGGGUCGGUGCGCAGGACAGACCCAGCAAUACCAACAGCAAGAUGAUCCGGGUGGUCAACAGACAGGUUGAGCCGUCCAAGAGACUGUGGGCAUUUGCCAACUGGAGCCGAUUUGUAAGGCCGGGCGCCGUCCGUGUUUCAACAUCGGGUGCGCCCUCAAAUGUCAGGACUUCUGCCUUUAGGAAUGUCGAUGGUACGGUUGCUGUUCAGAUCAUCAACAAUAACAGCGGGAGCGCGAGGACCAUCAGUGUCAAUAUCGCGACUGCGGGGGCGGGGAGUUCGUUUGUGGCAGCUGCAGAUGGAGUGGCCGCCUGGGUGACGGAUGGUAGCCGCGAUUGCGAUCAAAUUGCCGCGACCUUGGACGCGUCGGGGAGGACAAUGUCGGCCAGCGUGCCACCGCGGAGCAUGGUGAGCUUUGUGCUUCGUCCUGCUGGGAGCAAAGCAAUAGCCUAA